Messenger RNA from Puccinia triticina, 1224 nucleotides. RefSeq lists its product as uncharacterized. The record is from RefSeq and is a predicted model, not a curated record. The coding region runs from base 1 to 1224 and encodes 407 amino acids. The transcript has 2 exons. NCBI's taxonomy places the organism in Eukaryota, Fungi, Basidiomycota, Pucciniomycetes, Pucciniales, Pucciniaceae.
AUGGCCGACCCUCAAGAAAACGCGUAUGGCUUCGUAGACUCAUUCAACGCGGAUGAAACUCCAGACCGUGAAGGGAUCGAGCACUACAAGGCUUUGGCUAUACAGACGGUGGAUGAUAUUCAGGAAACACUUCUGAGUGUUUAUAAUUUCGUGCCCUGCCACGAGCCAAUCGAAGCCUUCAAUCAAGUCCAAGUAAGAACGGAGCACCUGGACAAACUGCUAUCGGAUCUUGUGCCCACAGUCAGACGUCACGUUGCUGCAUUAUCGGAAGCAGUUUUAGACCUAUCCGAUCAUCCAAACGAGUCGAUUUCGAGACUGAAGCUAGUCGCAGGAGUCGUGCCAGCAUUGGGUAGCACGUGGGGACAAUUGUCGUCCUGCCUUCGCACCGCUCACCCUGGACGUAUGUAUGCACGUUGGACCAGACAUGAUAAGUACUUCAAGGACAGGAAAGCAUUCAGGACCGGUGAACUGCAGCAACGGAUAUUCGCGUCGGCCCAAGCCAUUCUUGACUUUUUUGCAUGCUCUCGCGCGGCUAUUGGACGAUUAGGAAACUUGUCUGACGAUCAACCUCAGGAGAGACCAGCAGUGCUCAAGCAAACAGCCGCCUGCUUGAAAUCGAUCGAUCGAGUAGCCGAAUUGAUCAACACAUCUGAACUAGAUAUUAUCCAAGAUCAUUGGCAGAGUUCUAUUACAGAUUCAAUGAAUGACUCGCUCGAUAGGUUACUCCAAUUUGUCUCAGCGCACUCGCAUCAAGUCGAUUCACCUCAAAGCCGAUUGAAGGACCCUAAUCUUGCAGGAUUGAUGAUGGUCAUAAUUAAACUCGAGAGAUUGUUCUUCACGAAGCUAUCGAGAAUAUUGACCGAUAAACGCAUCUUCGCCAUGGUGACCGAUUUGUCUUCAAGGGAACUCUAUAAAUUGAGUUUAUUUACACACUCGGUUUCGAGACGUAUCAGUGACAUAGUGGACGUUCUAUGUGAAGACAACUUGCGGGGGGAACCUCUGCAUACGAGUUUGGCGGCUAUCGAGGACGCAACGACGUAUCUUCUAAUAUUCCCUAACAUUAUUUUCCCCACCAUUCGCGAAGUCUUUGUUCCUUUGCGUCACGACCCUGAUCAACCUUCACCUGUCAUUUACUUCAAGGCUUGGUUUUAUCAAUGGAAUAAUCAUCUUUUCUUGGCCAUUCGAAACUUCUUCGAAGCUGCUGGACUCGCUGUAGAUUUUUAG